Molecule: messenger RNA, 1295 nt
Organism: Amphimedon queenslandica
Lineage: Eukaryota; Metazoa; Porifera; Demospongiae; Haplosclerida; Niphatidae
Product: RING finger protein 113A-like
Exons: 10
Coding region: 203-1201 (332 amino acids)
Biological process (GO): snoRNA splicing
Cellular component (GO): U2-type spliceosomal complex
Molecular function (GO): metal ion binding
Source: RefSeq, a predicted model, not a curated record
CAAAAGUGCAGUAGGUGUAACCAUAGGUGUGGCUAAAGUUAAAAUGGCUCCUUGCAAAGCAGUACAAUGAAAGUCAGUUUGAGAGCAUCUGAGUGGAUAGUAUCAUUGUUUUUGUACGCUUUAGUAUUUAUUGCUUGGUGGUUUGUAUUGUAUGCUGCCAGAAAAAUAUCAUUAGAUCAACUGCAGAGCUAGCCUGGCCAUUAUGCUUGAAGAAGAAGAGACUAAAGCUCCUCCAAAGACCUGUAGCUUCUUUAAAAAGUCAAAUAGAAGAGGAGGUGGAGCCAGAAAAAGACAAAAAGAAGAAUCAUCAGAUGAAGAUGAUAGUGAUGAAGAAUCUGCUGUGAUACGUAAGGAAAGGGCACAAAAGAAAUCACUUUUGACAACUACAAGCGGUUUGUCCUCUAAGAACAAGACAGCAAAGACUUCUUCAAAGAAGAAUGGAGAUAACGACAGUAAUGAUGAGGAGGAAGAAGAGAAGGCAAAGAAAUUAAAGAGUAUAUUUACAUACGAAUCAAGCAGAACACAGGAGAGUGAAGGUCCUACUGAUGGAGGUGCUACUGCAACACUUGAAACUGAGACAUUACAUGAUCGCGAUGCCAGAGCAAUCUUUGAGAGAUCAAAAGCAAUGAAUGAAACAUUAAAAGGUAAGAAAAGUGAUAAUUUGUAUCGAGGGCAGAACAACUACACCAAAUAUGUGGAGGCCAGAGACUCUGCUCAGAUGAAUGCCGCUAACAAGAAGGGACCUAUAAGAGCCCCUACUUUCCUUAGAGCUACAACAAGAUGGGACUACCAGCCUGAUAUAUGUAAAGACUAUAAGGAAACUGGGACAUGUGGCUUUGGAGAUACUUGCAAAUUCCUUCAUGAUCGUGGUGACUACAAGAGUGGCUGGGAGUUAGAGAAGGAGUGGGAAAACAGCAAAGAAGAGAUUACUGAGUUUGAAAUCAAUGAUGACGAUGAAGCUGAUGAUCUUCCUUUUGCUUGCUACAUUUGUCGGGGAGACUUUAAAGACCCAAUUGUAACUAGGUGUAGACAUUAUUUCUGUGAAUCCUGUGCACUCAACCAGUAUCGUCAGACCACACGUUGUGCAGUGUGUAAUCGGAACACUGGAGGUAUCUUCAAUCCUGCUAAAGAAAUGGUGGCCAAACUUAGCAAAUCUGAGCAAUCCAAAGUUAGGAUUAAAGACCCUGAUGAAGACUUGUAAAUGCUAACUCUUUGACUUCUCCCACUCUCUCAAACUCUAUUUCCUAAUCUUUAAUAAACUUCCCUUCACUUUUCAAGAAAAUAUUUUAAAAAAA